CUCUGGAGAGAUCAGAGGAGUCUCAUUAACAGGACCUCCUGCCAGAUGGCCUGAACAGGACAGGAAAGUCCCAGGUGACAGGCAUGCCUUGCUACCCAAUGCCAAGGGCCAGUGUUAACUGGCUGCUGCUGCUGCAUCCUUCCUGGAGCUCACCUGGGAGGAGAGGUUCCAGAAGACUGAUGCUCACUCAGCUGGAGAGGCAUCUGCAGGGGAAGGGAGGCGUUCAGCCCAUCACCCCAGACCUGCUGAUGACCCCCAGUGACCAGGGCGAUGUGGACCUGGAUGUGGACUUUGCUGCAGACCGGGGCAACUGGACAGGCAAGCUGGACUUCCUGCUGUCCUGCAUUGGCUACUGUGUGGGCCUGGGGAACGUCUGGCGCUUCCCCUAUCGAGCCUACACCAAUGGAGGAGGCGCCUUCCUUGUGCCCUACUUCCUCAUGCUGGCCAUCUGCGGCAUUCCCCUCUUCUUCCUGGAGCUCUCCCUGGGCCAGUUCUCCAGCCUGGGACCCCUGGCCGUCUGGAAAAUCAGCCCCCUCUUCAAAGGUGCUGGCGCAGCCAUGCUGCUCAUCGUAGGCCUGGUGGCCAUCUACUACAACAUGAUCAUCGCCUACGUCCUUUUCUACCUCUUCGCCUCCCUCACCAGCAUCUUGCCCUGGGAGCACUGCGGCAACUGGUGGAACACGGAGCGCUGCCUUGAGCACAGAGGCACCAAGCAUGGCAACGGCGCACUGCCCCUCAACCUCUCCAGCACUGUGAGCCCCAGCGAGGAGUACUGGAGCCGCUAUGUCCUCCACAUCCAAGGCAGCCAAGGCAUCGGCAGCCCUGGGGAAAUCCGCUGGAACCUCUGCCUCUGCCUGCUGCUGGCCUGGGUCAUCGUGUUCCUCUGCAUCCUCAAGGGUGUCAAGUCCUCGGGCAAGGUGGUGUAUUUCACGGCCACGUUCCCCUACAUCAUCCUGCUCAUGCUGCUGGUCCGUGGAGUGACCCUCCCCGGGGCCUGGAAGGGCAUCCAGUUCUAUCUGACACCCCAGUUCCACCACCUGUUGUCUUCCAAGGUAUGGAUCGAAGCUGCUCUUCAGAUCUUCUACUCCCUGGGUGUGGGCUUCGGGGGUCUUCUCACCUUUGCCUCCUACAACACAUUUCACCAGAACAUCUAUAGAGACACCUUCAUCGUCACUCUGGGCAAUGCCGUCACCAGCAUCCUGGCUGGCUUUGCCAUCUUCUCUGUGCUGGGCUACAUGUCGCAGGAGCUGGGCGUGCCUGUGGACCAAGUAGCCAAAGCAGGCCCCGGCCUGGCCUUUGUAGUCUACCCACAGGCCAUGACCAUGCUGCCCCUGUCGCCCUUCUGGUCUUUCCUCUUCUUCUUCAUGCUUCUGACGCUCGGCUUGGACAGCCAGUUUGCCUUUCUGGAGACCAUUGUGACAGCAGUUACAGACGAGUUCCCAUACUACCUGCGGCCCAAGAAGGUGGUGUUCUCAGGCCUCAUCUGCGUGUCCAUGUACCUGAUGGGGUUGAUCCUCACCACUGACGGGGGCAUGUACUGGCUGGUCCUCCUGGAUGACUACAGCGCCAGCUUCGGGCUGAUGGUGGUGGUGAUCACCACGUGCCUCGCUGUCACCCGGGUUUACGGCAUCCAGAGGUUCUGCCGAGACAUCCACAUGAUGCUGGGCUUCAAGCCGGGCCUCUACUUCAGGGGCUGCUGGCUGUUUCUGUCCCCAGCCACACUCCUGGCCUUGCUGGUGUAUAGCAUUGUCAAGUACCAGCCCUCAGAGUACGGCAGCUACCGCUUCCCUGCCUGGGCAGAGCUGCUAGGCAUCCUAAUGGGCCUGCUGUCCUGCCUCAUGAUCCCCGCUGGCAUGCUGGUGGCUGUGCUUCGAGAGGAGGGCUCGCUCUGGGAGAGGCUCCAGCAGGCCAGCCGGCCAGCCAUGGACUGGGGCCCGUCGCUGGAGGAGAACCGGACAGGCAUGUAUGUGGCCACACUAGCCGGGAGCCAGUCGCCCAAGCCGCUGAUGGUGCACAUGCGCAAGUACGGGGGCAUCACCAGCUUUGAGAACACAGCCAUCGAGGUGGACCGCGAGAUCGCAGAGGAAGAGGAGUCCAUGAUGUGAGGCCAGAGGCCGGAUGGGCAGCAGGUUCUCUACCUGGGGCCCCACAGCCCUGCCAGGGAGCCUGCCAGGUGCAGCCACACUGCUGGGAUUCUGAGAGGCCGGGAGAGCUUGCCGUGGUGAUGCUGGCUCUUACUGCAAUUCCGCCUUGUGACCUGGGCCUGUCCCAAAACCACUGUCUGCCCCACCCCCAGCACAGCCCUCUCUCUGUAGAAGGACAUAUUAAGGCCAGUGAGGGAGGGACUGGCCCAAGGUCACAUGGCGAGAGGACUUGGUCCAGGGCCUGUGGACAGUCUGCAUCCUUUCCCCACAUGGUCACUGCUGUCCGGGGCCCAGCCCUUCUCUGUGCUGGGAAGCUGUCCUCACACUCACACAGCCUGAGCUGCAGGGCAGCAAGAGGCUUGCAGAGCUCACAAGGCCCUGGAUGUUGGGGGCUCAGUGGGAAGGAAGAUCACUGUGGGUUCCUGAGUGCAGGCCCAGCUUCCCAAAAGUAGGAGCAGAGGGCCUUUGGGGAAGGCAAGUUUCUAAGAGAAAGAAGGGGCACACCUCAGGCAGAGAUGCCCCCAGGAGCCAGGGGAAGCCAAGCUGCCCCUGUGGAGCCCCUGCACAGCUGGAGAUGUCGAUGGCGGCAGGCUUUAAGGGCAUUCUGGUCCCCGUGAGGGACAGCAGGGAGGGGAGCCGGGCGGUGGGUGGGAGCGGAGCUGCAUGAUACCUGACAUCCCUUUGGGUCUCUGCAGGGUGCCCUGGGGACAGGAUGCACAUAGAGGCCUGCGGAGGCAGCUGGGGCCUGAGAGAGGGCACCGGGGUGGAGACGGGAAGACAGGAGGCUCCAAACCCUGUGCCUGGGUGUGGCAGGGAGGCCUGAGAGUCAGUCGCGGCUGUGCAGGUGGGACAGAGGGUCAGGGCCCGGGCUCGCUUUCUUCCCUCUCCUUCAUCCCAGAGGCCCUCACCGCCUCCCCCAGCUCCAGGUGCUGCUGGGGCAUCGGCCGUGGCUGAGUGACAAGAGAAACUGAGACGAAGAGACACGCGCACGUGGUCAUCUGUCUGGAUGCCAUGCGCCAAGCUCCGGGGCCCAGCGUGAGGCCCGAGGCAGACAUCAGGGGUGUGGCCCCUCCAAGGCCUGAGUGGUUUCUUGCGCAGGGCGCUCUCCAGUGGACGGGUGCCUUGGUGCAGCUGCGGCAGCCUCUGUGCCCUGUCUCCUGGCAUCUCCCCGCCAUCUGUCUUCUGUUGGUUGAUUGUUAAUAAACACCAGAUGAGCUCA
Messenger RNA from Chinchilla lanigera (long-tailed chinchilla), 3363 nucleotides. It is a transcript of the gene Slc6a7, whose product is annotated as solute carrier family 6 (neurotransmitter transporter), member 7. Gene Ontology annotation, molecular function: L-proline transmembrane transporter activity. Lineage: Eukaryota; Metazoa; Chordata; Mammalia; Rodentia; Chinchillidae. Gene Ontology annotation, biological process: sodium ion transmembrane transport. Bases 84 to 2105 code for a protein of 673 amino acids. Gene Ontology annotation, cellular component: membrane. The record is from RefSeq and is a predicted model, not a curated record. The transcript is spliced from 14 exons.